Penicillium subrubescens is the source of this 1798-nucleotide messenger RNA. RefSeq names its product cytochrome P450. NCBI's taxonomy places the organism in Eukaryota, Fungi, Ascomycota, Eurotiomycetes, Eurotiales, Aspergillaceae. The transcript has 4 exons. The record is from RefSeq and is a predicted model, not a curated record. Gene Ontology annotation, molecular function: oxidoreductase activity, acting on paired donors, with incorporation or reduction of molecular oxygen; iron ion binding; heme binding. Bases 158 to 1720 code for a protein of 520 amino acids.
GGAGCAUAAUACUAGCGCAUGGAUCGCGUAGCUGACGGCCAAAUAAGAAGGACUGUCCUUAUUUCCCAUGCCCACACCCCCCUGCUCGCUGCACCGGCUGUUCUAAAUAAUUUCCUUGUUCUUUCUGGCCGUUGCAACGGCUUUUACCUGCCAAACGAUGGCGUGGUCGCACGUAUCUAUCACACAGCUCGUGCUGUCUCUGGUAGUCGCAGGAGUGAUCUAUACAGUAGGCCUGGCGAUACAACGACUAUGGCUUUCCCCGAUUGCACGUUUCCCAGGGCCCAAGCUGGCAGCCCUAACCAUGUGGUAUGAAUUCUACUACGACUCAUACCUAGAAGGAGAAUAUACCUUCAAAAUCAAAGAAAUGCAUCGUAAAUACGGCCCCAUCGUCCGAAUCAGUCCCUACGAACUACACAUCAACGAUCCCGAAUACUACGAUGUCCUGUACUCUCGAGAAGCACCCCGGAAUAAGUCCUUGCAUUUGACCGGCAUGUUCGGCGCCCCGGCUUCGGCCUUCGGCACGGUCGACCAUCGACGCCAUCGUAUUCGACGUCAACCGAUGAACCCGUUCUUCUCGCAGCAGCGCAUUCGACAACUUGAACCCAUGCUGCGGGGCAUGGUUGACAAAUUAUGCGAUGGAAUGCGCGCGUGGAUUGAUAGACGCGCCCCACUCCAUAUGUACCAUGCUUUCAAUGCGUUCACCACCGAUGUCGUCGUGGAAUACACUAUGGGCAACUCAUUCCACUAUCUCGAUGACCCGGAUUUCAGCCCGCAGUGGUCAACGACCAUCCAGGCCAUCGUUCGGGCGGGUAUGCAGUUCAAACAAUUCCAGUGGUUUAUGGGUCUGUUUGAGAUUCUUCCUCGCUGGCUGGUCUUGAGCAUCAAUCCGGAUAUUGGCCCCGUUAUCGACCAAAAGGCUGAAAGUAUACGCCUGGCCAACUUGAUCAUCGAUAGUCAAAAGGCGGACGGCGUGUCGGACAGUAAGGCUGUUGUGCCCAAGGGUACAUUGUUCCAUGCUCUUCUGGAUAGUAACCUCCCAGCGGAAGAGAAGUCGGCAAAUCGGUUGAGUCAAGAGGUUUUCACCGUCAUCGCUGCUGGUGGAGAAACAACGGCCAAGAAUUUGACUACGGUCACUUUCCACCUUUUGAAUAAUCCCGAUAUGCUUCAAAAGCUACGUGAGGAGUUGAACCGGUUAGAUCCCGAUGGAACAGCCUCCUUGAAAGACUACGAGGCAAUGCCAUAUUUGUCCUCGAUCAUGCUGGAAGGUCUCCGAGUCUCCUUCGGUGUCGCAACCCGACUCCAACGCAGCUCACCAGAUCAACCGAUGAUGUAUAAAGACUGGGUCAUCCCUCCAGGCGUCCCGGUCGGCAUGACUAGUCUACUCCUCCACAACAACGAAGAAACCUUUCCCAACCCCGAGAAAUUCGACCCGGAAAGAUGGAUGGAUCCAACAGAACGACACCGUUUGGAAAAAUACCUGGUCGCAUUUAGCAAAGGAUCCAGGCAGUGCAUCGGUAUUCCCCUCGCCAAAGCCGAAAUCCUCCUAGUAAUCGCCACCAUCUUCCGCGAAUUCGAUAUGGAGCUAUACAAAACCACCUUCGAAGAUGUCCGUGUUGUGCGGGACAUGUUCAAUGGUCAUCCAAGGAAAGGAAGUGAAGGUGUUCGCGCCUUGAUUACGCGGUGGAAUGGGCGGCCUGGCUCGGGGUCGACGAGUGCUUGACCUAGAUGAUUGGGGAGAAUAAGAGAUAUUUAAUUGAAUUGAGAAUGAGUAUUAUUGAGGUUUUGGGCUGUACUGGUG